This is a messenger RNA of Paramormyrops kingsleyae, 8117 nucleotides long. NCBI's taxonomy places the organism in Eukaryota, Metazoa, Chordata, Actinopteri, Osteoglossiformes, Mormyridae. The record is from RefSeq and is a predicted model, not a curated record.
AUAAGUUUGAAACCGCAUGCAACUCUACGGAAAUUUAUACUUUUUCACCAAACUGAAAAAGCAUUUGCACGCAAACUGCCACCAUUACUUGAUUGUAGUGACUGAAACGCAGAAUGAGAAGAGUUAACUUUGGAGGAAGUUUCGAUGAGCCUUGGCCAGAGGGGGACAGGGCUUCUGACUUUCGGGGAUUUUAUUUCCAUCUCUGGGUCACGUCAUGAUCGGCUCUCUGGUAGUUGUAGGGGCGGCGCACUGCGGAGCGAUUGUCCUCCUCAAAGGGGUGAUAGCUGCCUAACAGGGGAUUUUGGACAAUUUUUUAGGUGCUGCUUUUUCAACGAAAACAAAGAACCUCGUAAUUAUCUUAAUAAUUGACCAUUAAUAUGACAAAGAUAAACUUUUGGGCAUCUUCGUCAAGAAAACUUAAAUCUAAAUAUUAUCUUAAUAAGAUGAGCAAAACGUGUCUCGUCAUACUAUUUGAGGUACUUUCUUAUUGAUUUACAGAUAGAAACGAUGCGGUAGAGAACUUGAAUUUGACAACUACAUAUUGCCGUUAGAUAAAAGAGAUAAUAUUCAGUGUAUGCAAACAAAGAGAAAGGAAAGGUGUCUCAGAUGCAACAAUAGAAAUGAUGGACUACGAGGCUGAAGGUUGAAAACAGGUCUCGUCUGUCGCCGUGAGUGUUAUUGUUUGGGACAUAAAACCGAAAAAAGCAUAUCGACUCGGGGGAAAAUGCUCAUUACUCGGACUGCGCUUUUGGUGGAAAGAAAUCCAUUAGAUUGAAGUCUGGGAGUACAGUUUCAGUUACAGGAUUUUUAUUCAUUUGCAUGGGACACGCCAAGCCGCAGUAUUUUGUGUGUCUACACCUGUAAAGAUUUCUGCUCCCAGUGAUAACGUUGCACCAUGCCUGAGGGGGUGGGUCGUGGAGACCAGAGAAAACCCAGCGCCCAAGCUGUCCAGCGCCCCUCGUCUGUGUCUUCUCUGAACAGCAUUGUGGGAAGGAUGGCCUCCAUAGAGCAGGCCUCCGGUGGCAGCUGUACCUCUGUCAACACUGUCUGCUCUGAUAGUGACCGGGCAGCUAGCUUAAGUUCCUCUGCAUCCUCUGCCUCCCUACAAGAUGGCCAAUCAUCCUCCUCAUCUUCCCUGCCUUAUGGAGCGACUCCAUCCUAUCCCCAGUCCCAACGCAAUGACUGCGACAUCAACCUGGACCUCACACCUUAUUUUCAGCUACUAGAUGACCGUGGUCAAGGGACUGGGCGCAAUGUUCCGUGCUCACCCGCUCCAAAACUUUCCCAUUUAGAAAGAGUGAUGCUGGAGAUUGUGGAGACAGAACAAGCUUAUGUGCGAGACCUCAAGAGCAUUGUGGAGGACUACCUGGGCUGCAUUGUUGAUUGUGGGGACCUGCCGCUGAAGCCGGAGGAGGUCAACACUCUCUUCUGCAACAUUGAGGACAUCUAUGAAUUUAACAGUGACCUGCUGGAAGACCUCGAGCGAAGCUCCCAUGCAGCAGGCAUUGCGGAGUGCUUUGUAGAGAGGAGUGAGGCCUUUGACAUUUACACGAUCUACUGUAUGAGCUACCCCAACUCAGUGGCUGUUUUGCGAGAGUGCAUGAAGAACGAAUGCCUGGUGGGCUUCUUCCAGGAGCGGCAGGCAACCUUGUGUCACUCUCUACCUCUGGAGACCUACCUGCUGAAGCCUGUGCAGAGGAUCCUGAAGUAUCACCUACUGCUGCAGGAGUUAUCUAAACAUUUUGACAAGAGUGACCCUGGGUAUGAGGCGGUGGAAGAUGCCACCAUCACUAUGACAGCAGUGGCCUGGUACAUCAACGACAUGAAGAGGAAACAGGAACAUGCCGUCAGACUGCAGGAAAUCGAGAACUUACUUCUGAACUGGGAUGGUCCAGAUCUCAGUGGCUUUGGAGAACUGGUCCUGGAGGGCUCCUUCCGGGUACAAAGGGUCAAGAAAGAGAGAGCUUUCUUCCUGUUCGACAAGAUGCUCCUUAUUGCCAAGAAGAGGGCAGAACAUUUUAUAUACAGCACUCACAUCUUUUGCUGUAAUCUGCUUCUGGUAGAAUCCCUGAAAGACCCUUUGUGCUUCAAAGUGUCUGACCAGACCAUCCCCAAACAGCAACACAUCGUACAGGCAAAGAACCAGGAGGAGAAGCGACUAUGGCUGCACUACCUCAAGAGACUGAUUGUUGAGAACCACCCAGCCUCGCUGCCUCAGAAGGCAAGGCAGGUCCUUGGAGACAACUACAGUCAAGUUCUCCAGAUUGAUCACGAGUCUGUUAAAAAAAUAUCCUCCUCACCAAGACCCAGUGAUUCACGAGGUCACCAACGAGGACGGAGGCAGUCAGAGCCUCCAGAGUUCAUCUACACACCGGAGAAAGCAAAAAAGAGUCUCCCACUCUUGUUGGAGGGCAACCUUCCAUACCGUCGUGGAAGAAGGCAGUCAGCCCCUGCCAAGGAUAUUGAGGCCGUGUGUCAGCAGAGCGAUGCAUUAAAGGCAGGUAAGAAGUGUGAGCUGUGCCCUCAGGAGGAAACCAUGGACUCCUCAGGCAUUGCAAGCACACCAGCUUCCUCUGUUUCUGAACUGGGAUCAGCACCGGACAACCUUGGACUUGGCCCAGAUGAAGACAUGACCCCUCCAACACUGUCAAUUGCUGAGGAGAUCAUGCAGUUCAUCAACCAAAGCCAGACAGGGGAAGGGAGGCUAGCUCAGCUGCUUAGUAAGGAACACACCGUCCCUGAGACCUUGGAAAACUCGGCUACCGCCCGAGAACAGGACACUUGUAUCACCAAGAAGGAUGAGGGACAGCCUCUUUCCCCUGGGACUAGCAGCUGCCAGCAAGACUGUGAUUAUAUUGGCAUGCAAGAUGAGAAGUCAGUGGAAGACAAUAAAACUGUCAUCACAAAAGGCCAAGCCCAUCCAUGUCAGGCUGGUACAACGUCUGACAAGGAGGAAUCUAGAAAAGAAGGUUGCAUUUCCUCCCUAGCAAAUAUGCUGCAAGAGAUUAGCCAAGAGAACCGGAAUCUGGUCUUCACAGAGAACUCCACAGACUCUACCGAAUUAAAGGAUACGAAUGACGUGCCUAGUCAAGAUAGUUUGGAGGAAUCACAAUCUGAUUGCACAUAUGGAUUUCAUGGUGCUGAAGUCUCCAGUCUUUCUAACGAUGACGAAGGACCCCAUACCGUUGAGUCAGGCAAAAUCUGCCUCCCCCAGCCUUUAACUACUGACAAAAAUGAAUCUUUGCUGACAAAGAGCAACCGACAGAUCAUUGAGAAAAUUCGUAAUUACUAUGAGGCUGCAGAUAUCACAGAUAGCCAGAUACCCAGGAGAAACAGUAUUUCUCACAUUCCCAGUGGCAUGGUAAAGGAGUCAGUAUCUCGCUUCAAUGUCGUUAGUCGACAGGAAGACCUCUGCGAGUCAGUGACUGGACACUCAGAUGUUGAUGACUCUGAACUUAAUCAUGUUUCUCCUCUUCCUGAAGCAGGAGAAGAAAUCCUUAUCCCAGCCGACCUGCCAGCUGAUUGCACAGAUUUAGCUGAUACUCAUACUGAAUCGUAUGCAUGUACGGAGGUACGUAGUGAAGUUUCUGACACUGAGAUCCAUACUUGCUCUGAGCUGAUGAAGAUCUGGAAGGAAAAGGAGAAAAGAGAGUGCAGCGCACAUACAGAAAUGCAGAAUAAACAAAAUAUUAAAAGAAAAGGUUCCACUGAGGAGGAAUGCUCCGUUGGCAUUUUUGCAAAAUGUAGGAAUAGUGUUUCAACCAAGGAUGACAAAAUGGACCCUGAGGUUCUAACUGAGGGAGAUGAUUCUGAACAGAACUGCAAAGAGAUAAAAAAAAAUACUUCCCAGACUGUCCAGUCUGAGAGCACUGUGCCAUGUGCAAAUCUGGAGGGACUGUCCAGUCAGAUCAAAGUGAGCAAAAGCUCCAAAUGUACCAAAGAAAUUCUCAGCAAUGACCUCUACAAGGGGACCCCUGAUGUGAUGGGAAUGGGCCUGUUUGAGGGAGGAGUGAAUCCCUGCCUGGCAGAGAAUUCGGAGAAGAUCCUUAGCAAGGUACAGAUGCUGGUCCGCAUGUACAGUGACAAGGCAGCCAGUAUUAAGAUGCCACUGCACAAGAGGCUCCGGGAGGGCCGGGUGUCAGCGGAGGUCAAGGGGAACACACCCGAGCAGGCGGACAAGACGCCAACACAUCUAGACUGUCCAGUGCUUACAGAGCCUCGGAUGUACGGCCACAUCCUUGUUCGAGAGCAGCUGUCUUCCACGUGUGUCCAGGAGAACAGCUGUAUUGUAACCAGCCCCAGAGAGAGCACUUCAGACCUGGAAGGAUCCUCCAUCUUACAUCCUGCUUCUCCACUCUCUCCAAAAUAUCAAAAAUCCCAAGACAGAACAGAUGCAGAGACGGCAACGACUGAGACAGGAGUCAUUUGUCCCCCUUCUGGAGGAGUACCCACAGAUUGUGAAUUGUGUCCAGACAGUUCUCACUUGAAGGCGACCCAGCCAGAAACACAAAGUACAAACCCAGAGCGGGACAGAUCUGUACAAAUAAAUGCACUUUCAGUGCAGGAUAAACCAUGUGACUAUGAAUCGCCAACAGAUUCCAACAGAGAUACUCAUUUCAUAUCACCUGAAGAACAGAGGGAUGACCAUUCAGUGUUUUCCGAAAUGGAAAACCUUUCUGUAACGGAAAAGCCCUCCAUCUUGCCAGAUGGAACUACUGAAUCAAAAGUGCAACAGGUAGCAAAGGCAACACAGAAGAACCUGACACUGAAUGAAUGUACAGAGUUACAGGAAGAAACGAGAGAUGUGCCUUGCCAUUCUGAGGAAAAUGUUAGCUGUACUUUUAAACAGGAGAGCUUUACAUGUUCACAAGACUUAUCUAUGGAGAAUUUAGAUGGCAAAAUACUGGAUAGCACAGAUAUGACAAUCACUUUAGAACAAGAGACGGAGAAAAGUGUACGUGUGCCGGAUGAUUCAAGUGAUUGUGACAAGAAUCCUGAACAUUCCCACACCGUGUUGCCCUUAUCUGCCCCUGAGGAUAAUGCAACUUUGCCCUUAGAACCUGGAAUAGUUAACAAAAAUUCAGAAAAUCCUGUUUUGGUGAGAGGGCUUCCGAGCCAGAAUAGAAUAUCCUUUCCCAGCCAACUUCAGAAGGUUUCCCUGGAAGGCAUCUCAACAGAAGUUUCUUCUUCUUCGUGCAUCACAAAGGACAUAUCAGCUCCAGAACAGCCUAUCUCUAACAGUCUGGAAUCUUCUUUGAGGAAGGACCAGAUAACCAAAGAGCAAGCUACAACUCAGAGAAGGUCUCCUUUUUCAGAUCUUCCAAAGUUCACAAGCAAAAGACCAGACUUGCCAGAUGACAAUGAAACAAAGUGCAUUCCUUCAAAUCAGGAGGCACAGGCCAAGCAAUACAUCAGUCAAAGGUUGCCUCCCGUCUCUCCAAGGCAUGACGACUCUGUCAAGAAACAGGUACAAGCAAGUUCAGGAGAAUCCCGUCCAAAGUUACAUUCUCAUCUCUCCAAUGAUAGACCAACUAACUUACCUUCCACCAUUGGCAAUAAAAAGCCAUGCUGUAGUCCCAAGUGCUGCACUUCCCCAGUAGAAAAUCCUCAGCCCUCCUUGUGUUUCGUUAGUCCAAGUCCGAUGACUAAGUCACAAGCUGCUUCCUGCAUAAGCCAAAGCCUUGCAAAAAGGAGCAAUAACACCCAAUCUUUAGCCAUGACUAGCGGCUUGAAUGCAAAAAGUUCUAUCUCUACUACAUUGCCACAGUCCUCUGUAUCUCUGAGGCUAAGGUCUCCCUCACCAAAACUGAGUGUGAUAGCAGAUACCUCUCAAAAUAUAAGUCUUGGCAGUGCAUUGACAACAACCCAACAAACCAAGUGUGCCGCUGUCCAUUCCUCUCCUUCCAGUGCCAGACAAUCUCCAACAAUAUCCCCACACCCCUGCCAUAAUCAGACACCAUCAUCUACUACCCCGGAGCAAUUAAAUCACCCAAACUGGAACAACAACAACAACAACAACAGAAAUAGCUGGAGCAGUGAUUUUGGCAUUAAUAGGAAGACAUCUCUGUCAAGUAUGGGAAGGUCAUUAUUUUCUCCUGAUCACCUUCAAAAUACUUCCUAUAACAGGGUGGCCCGACCCUUUUCAUCUGCUUCCGAGCCUAGCUCUCGAGUGCAUUCUCCUUCUCCUUGCUCUUCCAUCUAUUGUACCCAACCUAUCCAAGACUAUCCCUGUAUCCCAUCGAAAAAGCCUCCUCAUCUGAAGUCACUUCGAAUUCCCGAGGCACAUACAUUCACUCCACUGUGUGUCUCCUUGGAAUGUUCCACACCAUCCUCUGGCUUUUCCUCACCAACACCGGGAAGUCCCCGCAUCACUUCCCCUCCCCCUAUAGGUGUUCCCAAACACAUGUGGGGUGCCGCUACUCCCCAACCAAAAAACCCCAUCGUCACCCCUUCCUACGUGGCGGGGGUCUCCCCUGUGAGUGGCUCAAAUUUAUCCCAGACCCAAAGACAACCACACGCGGGCAGCAUUCCUUUCCUCAUCCUGGCAGAUAGAGCUCCAGUCCCAGCACAAAAUGGACACAGGUCAUGGGCGGAGAGCAACCAUUAUUCUCAGAAUGUGGAACACAGUCCAGGUAUACAGAGAUCCCAGGGAACCCAUAGCAACCCACCGUCUGGUGUUUUAUCUCCUGUCAGACUGGCACCAACCAAAAUCAUCCAAGGGGGGCGACAUUUCACUAGCAUUGCCUGGCCUGACAUACGAGAACUACUGACCAAGUAUGACGGUGCAGAAACCCCCAAUCAAUAUGUUGCGCCCUCUCCUGGUCCCUCAGACGCUGAGUCGCAUAGCAGCGACCACUGUAAUGGCAGGAGCCAAGAUAGCCUCGUCAGCCCCACUGUGGCCUGUUCUCCUCCUGCCGUGGGUCAGGAUGUGUCUACUUCCAAUCCAGAGACUGAGCCAGAGGGGGCUUCUUGGACAAGGGUGGGUCGAGGAUCACUGAGGACCAGCUAUGCUACCACUGUCAACUUGCAGAUUGCUGGUAGUGGCCGGAUUACUGCGUUAAGCAACGCUCAAGUUAGCCUGACCCAGACACUUGUGCCUGUAUCUGACAAUGGUCACAGGCACAAAAGUAUUAAUGGUUGCAGCCUUGCCCAGACCUGUAAGAGGCUCUAAGGCGUGCUGGAAUACAUACAAAUUUUUACAAAUGUGCCUUGCAUUCAGUCAGAACAGGUACUGCAUUCAAGAAGACAUUCAGGUGGAACCCCUACCAAAAAUUAGUUAUUCGUCUUUGUUAUUUUGUUAAUAACAUUUUAUACGUUUUUGCCCUCAUUUUUGUUUCGUCUUAAAGAAAUUCCAGGGCUUCGUUUAUCUAAGGCGUGGAUAUUUUCAUCCAAAAACAGCAAGAUCAUACUAUAGCUCUUAUUUAUGAGGUUGCUUUUGUUUUGUUUGUGUGUCUGGCACUUAACACUGUCGCUUACAUUGCACAAUGUCAUACGGUGUGUGGAUGUAUCUGUGAAAUGGACAUUUAUUUCAGGGCAACCAAAUACCAGUGUUUUAGUGUAACUGUAAAAUGUCUCAUCACUCUGCCAGUGUUGCUGACUAGAACUAUGUAAAUUUUUUCUAAGUAGCUGAAAAACUUUUCAAAGGGAAUUUUACCAUUAUGGAUGUGUUUAAAUCAAACACAAAUGUUCAUACUCAAAAACAUUUCAUAAGCAAGUAUACAAAUCCUUUGGGUACAACAUGAUAAUUCAACUUUAAUAAUUGGUAUAUCCUUCAUUACACAUUAUAUCUCCUUCAAUUUCAAAAUAACUUUAUGUGUUCCAGGUGGCAAGAAAACUAGUAACAUACACACAGGAAUGAAGAGGUUCUGGUUUUAGACUGGGUGUGUUAUUCGCAGUUAAUAAAGUUAGCAGUGUGACUUUUCUUCCAGUUGCCAAAAACCAUUGAAGAGGAAGCAGAAGGGCAGACAGGACAUUUAAAAAAAAAAUAAAAAAUCUUUUUAUAUUGUGUUUUGUGCUUUCUAGAUCUUGCAGUAAUAAACCAAAAUUAAAGACGUUACUGUGUGCAUCAAUGACUAAUCUCUACAAUAAAGUAUAUUAAAUAGUGCAUUUGCAAGCAG